Molecule: messenger RNA, 402 nt
Organism: Staurois parvus
Lineage: Eukaryota; Metazoa; Chordata; Amphibia; Anura; Ranidae
Source: the annotation of a GenBank genome assembly
AUGUGCCACUUUCAGGUCUCCUCACACUGCUGGUGGGUUCCAUUUUGUCAUAGGGUGCUGGCAGAUUACGGGCCUCCCAUUGCUGCUGCCAGGCCUGUAAUCUGCCAUGGGCCCCCGUACCGCCUCCUCAUGCUGCUGCCAGGUCCAGAGUGUCUCAUGGGUCCCUGUACGGCCUCCCAUUGCUGCUGUCUCCAUCGCCACACUCUGCCAUGUGCCACUUUCAGGUCUCCUCACACUGCUGGUGGGUUCCAUUUUGUCAUAGGGUGCUGUAUGGCCUCCCAUUGCUGCUGCCUCCACCGCCACACUGUGGCUCCACACUCUGGUUUUGGCCCCGUGACUGCCCAAAUGAGUGAAGUGUGCCGUGAUUCUAAGAUCGACGGGACUCAUCUGCAUGUCAUACUG